AAGUGAUCCUGUAAAGUUCCUUUUUCCUUUGAGGUACGGAACCAUAAAAAAACGCGCGUAAAUCGCGUUUGGUAUACAACACUUUUGACUCGUGCGAGAAUUAAGUAUUAUUUACUACAUCCAUGACUACAAGCCGACACUUGAAAGACAUGUAAUUUGGCACAGUGGUAUUUUGGAGACAUGGACACUAGAUAUAUUGCAUUCACAGAGUUUACGCGCAAACUAUAUAUAGCUCUUGGCACUCUCCAGUCGGCAUUCGAAGUUUAAAGUUACAGUGCAGUUUACUUAUUCUGAGUUACACUAGUUAUGCUAUUUAGAAUCACCAAUAAUAAUUAUUCAUUAUCUCAAUAUUGCUGAGAAGUAAAAAAAAAUGAAGUUAUUGAACAGUAUUUUUUUAAUAAUAAGCUCGCAGGUUUUGGACAUUGAUCUUUUGAUAAUUGAUGAAUGCCUUCGCAUUGAUACUGGCAGAGAUAUAAACGAUACGGGUAGUUUAGAUGAAAGUUUGCUAAAUAAACUAAGCAAAGAGAUAGUUCCUAAGUUAGAUGGAACAAGGAAGGGAGAAGCUGGAGGCAUUGCAGUCAUUGGAGGUUCUGUAGCACAUCCUGGACCACCAUUUUUUGCGGCUACAUCAGCUUUAAAGGUUGGGGCAGACUUUGCUACUGUGAUCACAACAGAAAAUGAAGCAUCCAUCAUUAAAUCUUACAGCCCAGAGCUUGUUGUGGUUCCAUAUACAUUCAUGAAUAGUACCCCACUUUAUUUAGAUGUCGUUGUUAUUGGACCAGGCUUAGGCAAAUCACCAGAAGCAUUGAGCCUGGCCUACGAAAUGAUAAAAUUUUGUAAGGAAAAUCACAAACCCCUAGUCAUUGAUGCAUAUGGGCUGUAUGCGCUCUCUAAAAAUGUAGCAAUACUGAAAGAUUAUCCAAGACCUGGUGCAAUUCUAACACCUAAUGCAGUGGAAGUAAACUGGUUGAAGCAGUCUGUUCCGGAAAGUCAGGAACCUUGGUAUAAAUAUUGGGGCAGUUAUGUUACUGUUUUGCAAAAGGGUGAAAAGGACAUGUAUUUUUCAAGCACUGGCGCAUUUGACUGGUCUCUCCAAGGAGGAGGUUCUGGUAAACGUACUGGUUAUCAAGGAGAUAUUUUGGCAGGUGCCAUGGGGACUUUUUUUCAUUGGGGACUGAAGGCCAAUUUAUGCAAAGGCGACAAAUCUUCACAACUGGCACAAAGUGUGGCGGCGUACGCAGCAGCUAAGAUUACGAGAACUAGUAAUUCGAAGGCUUUUCAUGAACAUGGGAGAAGCAUGAUUGCUUCAGACAUGUUAAAUGAAAUACAUUCAGCAUUUGAUGAUUUAUUUUCCUAAUAAUUUUUUUUUUUUUUUU
This is a messenger RNA of Maniola jurtina (meadow brown), 1376 nucleotides long. RefSeq names its product ATP-dependent (S)-NAD(P)H-hydrate dehydratase-like. Bases 371 to 1357 code for a protein of 328 amino acids. The transcript has 2 exons. Gene Ontology annotation, biological process: metabolite repair. Gene Ontology annotation, molecular function: ATP-dependent NAD(P)H-hydrate dehydratase activity. The record is from RefSeq and is a predicted model, not a curated record. Lineage: Eukaryota; Metazoa; Arthropoda; Insecta; Lepidoptera; Nymphalidae.